This is a messenger RNA of Procambarus clarkii (red swamp crayfish), 1941 nucleotides long. NCBI's taxonomy places the organism in Eukaryota, Metazoa, Arthropoda, Malacostraca, Decapoda, Cambaridae. The record is from RefSeq and is a predicted model, not a curated record.
AUGGGGUCCUUACAUUACGAGUUCCUGACUUCACGGGCUCUUGACGUCCACUCUGAUCCCCUUGACCCCGGAGGAGUCGCCGGUGUAGGCCCCACCAGAAGCCCAGGAGCACCAAAUCCACCUCCGGAACCUGAUCCUCCACCUCCACCUGCUCCACCUCCAAGUCCGCCGCCUGAUCCUGAUCCACCGCCAAAUCCGCCGCCUGAUCCUGAUCCACCACCAAAUCCGCCGCCUGAACCUGAUCCACCACCAAAUCCGCCGCCUGAACCUGAUCCACCGCCAAAUCCGCCGCCUGAUCCUGAUCCACCGCCACGUCCGCCGCCUGAUCCUGAUCCACCGCCAAAUCCGCCGCCUGAACCUGAUCCACCGCCAAAUCCGCCGCCUGAUCCUGAUCCACCGCCAAAUCCGCCGCCUGAACCUGAUCCACCGCCAAAUCCGCCGCCUGAUCCUGAUCCACCGCCAAAUCCGACGCCUGAACCUGAUCCACCGCCUGAUCCUGAUCCACCGCCAAAUCCGCCGCCUGAACCUGAUCCACCGCCAAAUCCACCGCCUGAUCCUGAUCCACCGCCAAAUCCGCCGCCUGAACCUGAUCCGCCGCCUGAACCUGAUCCACCGCCAAAUCCGCCGCCUGAUCCUGAUCCACCGCCACGUCCGCCGCCUGAGCCUGAUCCACCUCCUGCACCUGAUCCACCGCCUGAACCUGAUCCACCGCCUGAACUUGAUCCACCCCAAAAUCCACCUGCGGAACCUGAUCCACCACCUGUACCUGCUCCUCCUCCAAAUCCACCUCCUGAACCUGAUCCACCACCUGUACCUGCUCCUCCACCAAAUCCACCUCCUGAGCCUGAUCCACCUCCUGUACCUGAUCCACCGCCUGAACUUGAUCCACCCCAAAAUCCACCUGCGGAACCUGAUCCACCUGAGCCUGAUCCACCACCUGUACCUGCUCCUCCUCCAAAUCCAUCACCUGAACCUGAUCCACCACCUGUACCUGCUCCUCCUCCAAAUCCACCACCUGAACCUGAUCCACCACCUGUACCUGCUCCUCCUCCAAAUCCACCACCUGAACCUGAUCCACCACCUGUACCUGCUCCUCCUCCAAAUCCACCACCUGAACCUGCUCCACCUGAACCUGAUCCACCACCUGUACCUGCUCCUCCACCAAAUCCACCUCCUGAGCCUGAUCCACCUCCUGAACCUGAUCCACCACCUGUACCUGCUCCUCCUCCAAAUCCACCACCUGAACCUGCUCCACCUCCUGAACCUGAUCCACCACCUGUACCUGCUCCUCCUCCAAAUCCACCUCCUGAGCCUGAUCCACCUCCUGUACCUGCUCCUCCUCCAAAUCCACCACCUGAGCCUGAUCCACCUCCUGAGCCUGAUCCACCUCCUGUACCUGCUCCUCCUCCAAAUCCACCACCUGAGCCUGAUCCACCUCCUGAGCCUGAUCCACCUCCUGUACCUGCUCCUCCUCCAAAUCCACCACCUGAGCCUGAUCCACCUCCUGUACCUGCUCCUCCUCCAAAUCCACCUCCUGAGCCUGAUCCACCUCCUGAACCUGACCCGCCACCUGAUCCACCGCCUCCAGAUCCUGAUCCACCCCAAGAACCACUGAAGGACCCUGAGGCACUUCCUGAUCCACCGGUUCCUUUAGAUCCACUAAUGGACCCGGAGGCACUUCCUGAUCCACCACUUCCUUUUGAUCCACUAAAGGAUCCGGAGGCACUUCCUGAUCCACUGCCUCCUUUAGAUCCACUAAUUGACCCGGAGGCACUUCCUGAUCCACUGCCUCCUUUAGAUCCACUAAUUGACCCAGAGGCACUUCCUGAUCCACUGCCUCCUUUAGAUCCACUAAAGGAUCCACUGGCUGAUCCAGACCCGGAUCCAGAUCCGCUGAAAGAGAAGGAUCCACUGGCAGAACCGCUUCCAGAGACUUGUUGA